UUUUCAAAAAGAUACCGCGUGCUGAAGUGUAUAAAUACAGCGUCUCUGUGAAGUUUGGUUUUAAAUUUUACACCACUCCAGUAAGAGAAAAGUAACUGCAACCCACGACUUGAAAGAUAAUGCUUCUUGCUAUGGCGCCAAAUGGAGAAAUGAUGACCAGAUUUCUGCUAGCGGCUCAUUUCUUAUUACUAGCGGUGUCAAUUGUAAAUGCUCGCGUGUAUUUCAAUGGCGAGGACGAGACAAAAUCAGGGUUGUUGGAGCUAUCAGAGUACGGGGAAAAUGAGAAAGUAGACGGCACGGAAGAUGUUGACGGACAGCAAGUUGAGGACCGACAGUGGAAGGGAGAAGACCAGUGGAAGUCUGGUUUGUAUGCCGCUCAGCGUAGCUUGCAAUCAUACCCUAACACAGCCAAGAGAUCAUGGCCACAAACUGGAAUGUACAACAAGCAGAGCACCAACUGGCUUCGUGCACUGGCUCAGGAACCACGCUGGCAUAGUGCAAUGGCUAAGAGGCAGCUGUGGGCCAAUCAGCAGUCCGGGUUGUUCGGAAAACGCGAGGCCGAUAUGGAACGAACUCUCCCCGCGUGGAAUGUGAAGAGAUCGGCGGAGGAGCGAGAAUUCGCGAGACAGAGUCGAGGUGGAGGGGUACCCCAUGUGUUUCAGAGUGGCGGCAUCUUUGGGAAACGCUCGAGUGAUGACUGGGCCAAGAGAUACGAAUAGAAUCUUUGAAUAGAAUGUGAGAUUUGUUCAAGCUGUGACGUAACAGUGACGUGGUUCGUGCUGAUUUGGGCAACUCACCAGGCAUCGAAAGGACACAGUUUGUACCGAACACAACCCCAGAACACCAACGCACCAUGACGGCAAACACAAUCUUAAUUCAAUCACACGCUGUCAAUUCCUUCAGUCAACCUUCAUUGAUGUCAUUUCAUCAAUGUCAUUUCAUCACUAGAAAUUAUUUUUGAUAAGUUAUUGUCUAAAAGUUUUUUUUAAUUAAUUAUAGCAAUUUUGUCAUCCGUUACAGUGGCCCACAUAAAAUAGUCAUAAAAACAUCUUCUUCUUUUUUGAGGAGUAAAUUAAUUUACCUCCUCCAUUGUACUUUCCAACAUUACACACAGAAAUUGCUACAAGUAUAUCAAUUUUGGUAACAAUGGGAGAUUUUUAGAUGCUAGGUGGCGGCAGACUUACCAGAUAAAUUUCCAUUGUUUACGUAGUUCUGAGCGUGCGCACAUGACCGAGAACAAUGGAUUUUAACUGGUAAGUCUGCUGCCACCAAGCGUCCCAAAAGUAUCCCAUUGAUAGUGAAAGGGUAGACGGCCUUAGCUUUUGAUCCAAAGCGGACCGUUGGACCUUCUGCAGAGGCACAAACAAGCACAAUCAAAUACAUAUCCAUUUAUAGCAAAAAGAGGAGCGAAGGGUUAUGGAAAGGUAUCCAGAAAAAAACAGUAGUUGUAGCCAACCAAAGUCACUAAUUUAUCAUGUAUAUAUAAAUGUAUAUGUUUUGCAAAACUUAAAGCUAUGCAUGGUGGAAAACAUUUAAAAGGGUUUGCGGUAACACAAUUGUAUUAAUGAUUAGUUAUCAUCUCUUAUUGGCAUUCUUUAAGAACUGGUUCGUAAUUAGAGCCUUUUGAGUAGUUGUUUCUGUGAGAAGAACCGGUUUAUAGUUAUUUGAUGAGAGCUGGUUUGUAGAUUGGUUGUGAAUGUGAGAGGAACAUACUAUAGUAAGAGCUCGUUUGUACACUCUUUUGAGUAGUUAGUUCCGGCAUUGGGAAGAACCGGUCUAUACUCUGAGAACGUUGAGUAUAGAACCGGUUUAUAUGUUCAGACAAGAACUGGUUUGUAGAUUGAGAACUUUAAAUAUAUUGUGAGUAGUUGUGCAUGGGUGUGAGAAGAACUGGUUUAUAGUUGCUCUGAUAAUAUCUGGUUUGUAGAUUGCGCAAGUUAGAUUUACCUUUUAGUAAAGGUUGUUGUUACACAAGAAGAACCGGUUAAUAGGCUUGUUUAUACUAUUUUGAGUACUUCUGAAUGUUAUAGAGUAAAAAAACACUCUUUGAAGAGCUAUAUGAAGAAAAUUCUUUUUCGAGUGGUCCUUCACUCUUUUAGAUUAAAUUGUGCAUCUUUUUGAGUGAUUUUUCACUCUGUCCUGGAGUGAAACCCCUCUUGAAGAGUGAAAUAAUCACCCAUCUUUUUGAAGAGCCGUAUGGAGGACAGCUCGAAAUGUAAAGAGUGGCGUUUUUCACUCUUUUACAUUUAGAGAGUGGCAUUAAGAAGAACCGGUUUACACUUCGAGUUCCUUGAAGUAUAACAUGGUUCUUCUCAGCGUCAUCACUACCAAUAGAGAUUUAUUACAAUGGUGUUACUACCUCAAACCCUUAGUACGUUUCAUUGGUGAAUUCAUGCACUUUCAUGAUUGGUGUAUUAUUAUUGCAGCUUUUAAUUUAUAAGCAACGGUUACAAUAUUUCACAUGGAAAUAUUUCUCUGGAGGAUUGUAACUAAUGGAGUUUGUUUCUCGAUAACUACCAAUCACGUCCUUUGCUUUUAAAAAUACUAAUGACUGGGUUUGGUGUGGCCUUGCUUUGAUGUUGAACUAUAUAUUAUUGCAGCAAUGACUGUUCUUGUCCAUUCGUAAGAUAUAAAGACCAAUGACUCACAAUUAUAUUCUUCAAUUAAUUAUAUUGGGGAACGACUUAAAAUAACAAUUUGGUAAUGUUACAGUACUGGGUGGGUAGACUGAAUAAGGGAUGUUGUAUGAGCGGGGAUCAAAGCUGCUCGUUUUAAACUGUAUUCCGGGGUGUUUUGUUUUUUUUUGUGUUUUUUUUACAUAAUACAUUUGUCAGAUUGACCAGUGCUAGCCUAGAAUUAGCGCCAAGCUAGGCCAUCAUAACGCCAAUCACACAUUGUAACCAAUUUACUUAUCUUACAACAAGAAAAUCAAAUCAUAGGCCUUCAAAUUCUUUAACAAAAUUAAACGACCGCGAUAAUUUCAAUACCCUUUUUCUCAGCUUUGUCUAGGUUUAAUACGUUAAGUUUUUGUUGUAACCUUACUCAGAUGUGCAUUAGCACUGUAUACUCCAUAUUACCGCCAGUCCUGUGAAAAAAAAUCACAGGCAUAUUACUCGGAAGGGACUCGAACCAACCACCUUUAAAAUUCUAGAGCAGUGUAUUUCUACCAAC
Molecule: messenger RNA, 3171 nt
Organism: Asterias rubens (European starfish)
Lineage: Eukaryota; Metazoa; Echinodermata; Asteroidea; Forcipulatida; Asteriidae
Exons: 2
Coding region: 120-719 (199 amino acids)
Source: RefSeq, a predicted model, not a curated record